Molecule: messenger RNA, 21883 nt
Organism: Coregonus sp. 'balchen'
Lineage: Eukaryota; Metazoa; Chordata; Actinopteri; Salmoniformes; Salmonidae
Source: the annotation of a GenBank genome assembly
AUGCACUUGCGUCAGCUCCACGCAGUUAAAAGGUGAGACAGAGCUGUAAUUUAUGUAUUAUGGAAUCUGUUGAAAGCAUUGAAGGCAUCGUUUGUCUGGACGGUUGUUUUACACGCUCUGUUAAUUGUUGCCCUGUUAAGUGCAAGGUCGAUGAAUUCCAGUCUGAAGUGUGUGUGUGUGUAGUGUUUUGUGUGUGUGUGUGUGUGAGAGAAAGGAGAGGAAGGAGAGAGAGAAAAGAGAGGGAGAAGGACGCAGAGAAGGAAGAGACGAGAGAGAGAAGCGAAAGAGAAAAAGGGCCCAAAGGGAAACGACAAAAGCUAAGCUCCCUCCCUCCAGGUUUCCCGCCUGCUCUCUUCCUCCCUCUCUCCGCUCUCUCCGCAUUCUCUCUCUUUGCCCGUCCCAUCCUCCCGCCAACCCCCCUCUCUCGCCCGCGUAGCCCUUCCUCGCCUUCCCGGUUUCCGCUCUCUCCUCUUCUGCGCUCUCGUCCCUCCCUCCCCCGUCCCCUUCCCCCUCUUCACCCUCCUCUCGCCUCCUCUCUCCCCCCUCCCCCCCUCCCUCCCCCUUCCCCCUCUCUCCAAUGGCCGCUCCUCCUCCUCCCGCCCUAACCAUGCAUUUACCCUUCUGGCUUGGUUAAAGGUUGAGUUAGCUUGUUGCGCCGGGGUAACAAGUUCACGUUAAAAAAGUCAGAUCAAAGCCGGAUUUUCCUUUUACCGCACUUAUGUUUACCAGGACACUGGGGCACAAACGAUCACAUCCCAUCAUUACCACUGCACAGCCCAGGAAGUUCAGCCAUCAAUGGACACGAGACAUCCAAAUGAUAAAACAUUGAUUGUUUAGAUAAAAGGCCUACACACAUCUACUUUGCACCCUGCUUUACUGGCCUAUAGGCUUACCUCUGAACGUGUGCUGCAUACAUAAACAACCAACGUUUUACCCAAAAACAUUUGUAUUAGGCUACUAUUGUAUUUCUGUGUAAUAGUCCUAUAGGUAACCUGUAGGUUUUGGUAGGAUCGUGGUGACUCUGUGCAGGGGCGUCAUGCACCCCAAAAAUCUGAGGGGGCACUAAGUAUGUGACUAUGGCUCGGGGUCGGUCCAGAGGGGGGGGGCUAGAAUUUUUCAUUUUUCAAGCACAUGAAACAGCUUUUCCUAGAGUCAUAAUCAUUAUGCUUAUUUCUAUGUCAAAAAAAUAUGUUUACAGUUCUGCAUAUCUAAGCAUACCUCUUGAGCUGUCUGUAUCCUCCUGACUAGUGGUUCUUUUUUUAAAUAAACUAAUUAUGCUUCUCUGCAUGUCUGCAUGUCUGCUAAAAUCUGGGUAAAAGAUUGAAAGUAAUGUGUCUUAUUCAGUACAUUUAGUAUUUGCUUGCUUUUCUAAAGUCUACCAACCUUGCCAGCAGACAUGCCAGAUAAGAUAGUUAGACAAGCUAGCUACUCUAACUUGAUUAAUAGCCUGAAAUGGCUUCUUGGUAGCUAAUUAUGAGAUUGGGAGAUAGGGAAUGUAACUGGGCUAGCUAAAGCCAACUUCAUAAAAGUGCUAGGUGGCUAGUAGUAUUACAGAAGGAAAAAAAACUAUAUAUAUAUGUUUUAUUUUUUAAACAGGACAUAUCAGGGGACACGUGCCCCUGUGCUCCCUAUGGGCUUGAUGCCUCUGACUGUGUCCUGUCACAGGCCUAUUUAUGGCAUGUGUUUGUCCUCCCAUAAUCCUCCUAUAGGCCUACUGGAAAUGCUGUUUGAAAACGCAAACAACUAGAAACCGUCCCAGUCAGUCAGUAUCUAAAAAACAAGGGGGGGGGGGGGGUGAGACCACCCAGCUCACUGUAAACGCCCUUAGUAGACCUACAGCACAACCUACAACACAACUUCCUGCUUUACCUCCUCCUAUGACACACCAAGUUUCGUUUUUUCCUCCUCUCUCUCUCUCUCUCUUCUCCUUUGAUGCCAAGUCCCACCCUUCGACCGAGUGAGGAGCGCUGUGAGUGGCUGAGAGGACGGAGCGUUCCCUGCAACAGCUGCGAGCUGCCUCUAUCCACCACAGGAGUUGGCGGAAUUGAGCCCAGUGGAGAACGACGAACAGCUGCUUUGUCACGCAUUGCCCCAGCCCCGGACCAGCAUCCUAAACGCAGAUCAACAUAUCGCUACAUUCAUGACCGGACAGGGAUUAAGUGGCGAAGGAAAGAACUUCACAGAAGAGAUCGAACGGAUUUUACGCAGGUAGGAAUAUGAUAUGUGUGUGUCUGGACGCUUUGUAUUCUAAACGGGCUCUGUGAAAGCAACGCUAUAAUAAAUCAGCCCAGCCGGGACGUCUAUGCAGCAGUAUGUGUUGGAGCUCGACUAUAAUGUAGGCUAGUCCUUUUGCGCUGCGCACCAGAUCUUAAUGACUGCUGGAAGGGAAUUUUUACAUUUUAUAAACGAUAUAGCAGUCUGCUACGUUCUGCAACUCGGGUUUAGUGUUGUUUAUCUCAAACAUCCACCGUGUUUUCGCGGAUAAAACCUGCUGAAAUGCGGGUAUUUGUGCGUAAUAACAUCGUAGGCUAGGACCUAUAGGAUUUAUAUAGCCGAUGUAGGCUUUUUGAUGUUCGUAACAACGGGAAAUGCAGUGGUAGGAUCGAGUCUUUGUGCUGUUCGCCGCAGUCCCCCUUUCCUCUGUGUGUGUCUGUAGGCCUACGUGCAAACUUGCUCGAGCAGCGAUUUGUAACUGGCACGUAUGCCGUAGACCCCGUGUAUCUGCCUCCGGUGAUCAAAAUACUCUCUCGAGAACGUUUUGUUAUCGUGCGACAAUGAUUGUAUCGCGCUGUAUUAGUAGCCUGUACGCACUGUAAUUGCAUCAUGACGCUCGUCAUUGACAGAAAAUAAUAAAAUAAAACUGUUUCUAAGUUUGGGAGACUUUUCCCCACCUAAAGGUUCUAUUCAGUCUAUUCAAUCUUCUAGAUUUAAGGGCUAUCAAUGGUAAACAGGAUACUUUCCAUUUUAUCAGUUUAACAUUACCCAGGAAAGUAAACGAUUGGUUUCCAAAAUUAUGCUUAUUGUUUUUCACCCAAUAAAACGCAAUGGUUAUUGACUCUGUCAAGGGGUCUGACUAACAGUUUAUCAAAUGACAUGCCCAGGACUUUUGAAACCUAUGAGGCAUAUAUUUUAGGUGUGUUAUUUCCCGUCUAUGGUUAUUUCUCUCACACUCUGUCUGUCUCUCUUAUCAUUUAUUUCCUCUCUUUCAGGACUAUCAGGUUUUAGGUGUGCCCCUGGCGACCAUGGAUAAAGCUUUACAUAUCCUACAGAAACCGACAGACUCAACCGACAAGGUCCUCGACGGUGGAACGGGACUCGCUCUGGAUAUGAGUAUGAGGGACCGGGAAUUCACAGAACAAUCUAUUAGACUUACCGAUAAAAUCCCGUUAGUGAAGCCCUAUUUCAAAAAGAAACACGGACAGAGGAAACUGGACGCAAAAUGCCUCCGUGCACUCCAGGACCCAAUCCUAACUACAUUACUGAGUACGGAUGCUCUUGUUACCGGAGACGGGGUGUUUGUCCCCCGGAACCCACCGCCAAGGACAGCGGGGAACCUGUGCACUGCGGCGGUGGUCAAACAGACACAGAUUGGUGGGCCUGUGUGCCUGAAAGAAUCGUCAGCUACCGGUGUAACGGCUAUGAUUACCGGCGACACGGAAAUGGCGGACGACGCCGCCGAGUUGGAGGAGACAGAGAGGGGGGUAACCAAGGUGCCGGUAGAUAUCCAGCGCGUGACAAUAGACCCUAACGAGCGCAGAUUCCAACUCAAACUUCACCCCAGGGCGCGCGAUGUGGCGGCAGCACCCCCCACACCAGAUACCCCUCUAGUAACCCCUCCACGCCAGGGGGGCAACACGAUGAGUGACCUAUUUGCUUCUAAAGCCUUGCGGGGGGCAAAUUGCCUCACCAUUAAAGACAGUAGGAGCACCCCCAGUCUUCAGGCCGACAAAGGCGAGAUAUUUCAGGAUAAAAGCGAAGAGGCCUCCCUGGAUCUAGUUUUUGAGCUGCUAACCCAGCUCCAGUACCACACACACCAAGCCGAUUCUGUUUCGAUCUGCGUGGAUUUCCUGCAGGGGUUGUGUGUGUACGGGAGUGACUGUGCUUACCACCACACUGUACUGCCCUACCACUGGCAGAUCUGCAGGAGUGAUACUCAAAGCUGGCAAAGCAUUGCGGAUGAUUCACAGGAUCAGUUGGAGAGGCUUUAUUGCAAUCCGGACAAUGAACAAGUCAGGCUCAAGUUUCAGUAAGUGCUUUUAUUUAGUUACAGUGGUUCCUCCUGUUCUAUGUUCUGUAUGAAAGUAGCCUAAUAGAGCUGAGAUUGUAUUUACAGUAUUAAGACAGGAGUGCUUUGAUAUGAGAAAGGUAUGCUCAUAAGGUAAGCUCCCGAGUGGCGCAGUGGUCUAAGGCACUGCAUCGCAUUACUAGCUGUGCCACUAGAGUUCGAGUCCAGGCUCUGUCCGGGAGACCCAUGGGCGGCGCACAAUUGGUCCAGCGUCGUCCAAGUGUUUGGCUGGCAGGGAUGUGGGUUCGUUUCCCACGUGUGUCAGUAUGAGAAAAAAAAAAAAAAUACGUAUGCAUUCACUAACUGUAAGUCACUCUGGAUAAGAGCGUCUGCUAAAUGACUAAAAUGUAAAUGUAUGCUGUUUGAUAUAUCUCAGUUUCAGUAGGUGUGUGUGUGUUGUAAUGAUUAACUGACUGAGUCGUUUUGGUUCCUGGAUUCCCCUAUCUCAGUUCUUAUUUGGGUGUCAUUCUUAUGGCACUUAGUUCCUGCAAUAGAGAGUGUGCUCUUUCUGCUCCCAAACCCAGCCUUCUCAUUGGUUGAAACAGCUCAAACCAGGAAGUGCUGUACCCAUGGCAGCUUAGAGCUGGGAACUUGCAUGACCUACUGCUGCCUGGUGCAGUUACACAAACACACACACACACACACACACACACAAGCACUUGGCAACCGCUAGCAGACAGGCAUACAAAUUGUGCUCUGGUUCAAGCUAUACACCACACAUUCACACAAUGAAACAGUUAGCUAUUUCACCACAUUCACACACACAUAUCUCACAAGUUAUUCGGGGCACUGAGGGACUUGUGACUGUGCGUGUGUGUGUUGUUGAUUUAGGUUUUUAAAUUGAAACUACAUGCAAACCUUCCCACCCACAGGAUAUGCACCUGUCCAUGAGAAGCCAAAUGCAGUCAAGCUCUUAUUUGAAUGUGCAACACACUCACAUAGGGCUAGAGAGACUGUAAUAGGAUUUGGUGAUAGUAACUUAGUGUAUAGUAGUGUCAGUUUCCAAACAUUAUAAACGACCAGUCUGUAUACAGAGCCAAAAUACCACAGUAACUACCAGUGUAAUAACCUAUAUAAUUACUGUGUAAAAGACUAGUAAAUAUAGUUAAGAAACAUUUUCUUACAUUCUCUUAGAAAACCAAAGUAGCCAUGGUAACAAUCGGUAUAUAGACUGCAGGACUUUUUAUUUAAGUUUAAAAUACUUUCCCAUUAGUUUACACCUCCUAUUUAAAGUUUUUUUCCCUAUCUUUUCUUUAUUGCUUUCUGUUGUGAAGUGUUAGACCAUCAAAUUCUCCUGGAGAAUUUCAAAAGACGGCCUCCAACACACUCCCAGCAUGGUCCCGACAUGCUCUGAAUUUUAAUUCCCAUUUAAGCAAGUAAAGCAACAGUACUUAAUUUUCCAGAGUCGGCCAGAUGUAGAUUUCCUGAAACCAGUCGCCCCAACUCUUCCCACCCCAACAAACACACACACACCCUGGGUGAUGUUGUGUUGCCAUAGUAACUGAAUGCAGUUGAUAACAGCUGUUAUCUGAAGAGCAGCAGAGGACAAAACAAGCCAGGCCGUCAACAUGGCAACAGACUUAUUUGGCAGCCGCUGCUGUGUGUUUGUGUGAGUGAGAGAGAGUUAGUUAGUUGGUUAGUUAGUUAGUUGGCUGGCAUGUGUCAGUAUUUGUGUGUGAGGAACUAGCUCUCACAGUCUCACGUGAGAGUUAGAGGUUCAUCCAUGUUUCUCACACGUCACAUUUCAAAGUGUUUAAGGUUAAGUUUGGGCAUUAACUCCAAAUUCUUAAAGUUAGGCAUUAACUCUGAAUGGUUAAGGUAAGGGUUAAGGUAAGGGUUAAGAUUUGGGAUAGAGGUAAAAACUAAAAUAUAAAAAAAAAAACUUUCUACCACUGGAUUGGAACAUACAACCUUUUGAACCAGAGCCAUCCGCCAUCCCCGUCCACAACACCCUAGCAAAACUGAAACCUACUUGAAGGUAACAGCGCUCAUUGUUGCCACUUAGUGGCCGGUUUCCACGUCAUCUCCCGACGUCCUCAGACGUGGAUGGACUUGUAUCACGGGUGACCUGCCUGGUGUGCGAGAGGGCAUGCUUUGUGGGUGACUGUGAAAAUGGGAGAGCGAGUUGAUAAUUCCUUCUCUGUGUGUCUGUGUUUACCGUCUCAACAUGUUUGGAUGUCCUGUACAGUAUGUAUAGGACAUACAAACGUGCAGCUGUCUAAGGCACUGCAUCUCAGCGCUCGAGGCGUCACUACAGACCCCCUGGUUCGAUUCCAGGCUGUAUCACAACCGGCCGUGAUUGGGAGUCCCAUAGGGCGGCGCGCAAUUGGCCCAGCGUCGUCCGGGUUUGGCCGGUGUAGGCCGUCAUUGUAAAUAAGAAUUUUGUUCUUAACUGACUUGCCUAGUUAAAUAAAGGUAAAAUAAAAAAUGAUUUGAGUUUGACUGUAUGUCAGUCAGUCAGUGCGUGUGAUGCAGGGGCAAGAGGUUGUGCUGUGAAGUGUCUACUCAGCCCCACUCAGCCCCAUUCCUCUCUGGGUAGAAGUGGCCAUGUCUCCCCCUCAUCCCACCUCCACUCCUCCAUUAGGGCUGGGCGAUAUAUCACAUUUAAUUUGAAUUUCAUGUUUAGCGCAAUGCCUGUAUCGUUUUAGUAUUUAUGGUAUUUUUGGUCUCGUCUCCUUCGCUCCUUCUGUGCUGUGUGCACGGUGCACCUUCCCACUCGUACACAGACGCCAAACUCCUCCCCCUGCCACUCAACAACAACAACAAAGACGAAAGAUCACUUCUUCCUCUCUGACAUCAAGCGGUUUCAACUCGCCAUUUGCAUUUGAGGUUUGGUCCAACAGAAUCGUAAUAUGGGCACCGAAAACACAUUGAAACGUUAUUUUACUGUAAAGGGUCAGACACACCGAGAAAUCUGCCUGCCGAUAGGUACUUAGCACCUCUGCCUAGAGUGUCCGCAGUUAACCUUUUGUCGUUCACAUACACAGUUUUACCUCCGAUUUGCUUCAUUUAAAUACUCCAGGCCACAAGGUCGCAGUAGCUUGUUUGGCUUGUGCCUGCUGUAGCUAAUAUAAGCUAACUGACCUUUUGUAGCUCAGUUGGUAGCGCGUGGAGCUUGUAAUGCCAGGGUAGUGGGUUUGAUUCCUGGGACCACCCAUAUGUAAAAUGUAUGCACACAUGACUGUAAGUUGCUUUGGAUAAAAGUGUCUGCUGAAUGUCACAUAUAAUAAUAUGUAUAUGUGUGUGUGUAUAUAACUGGCAAGCUGUGCUAAUGUUGUUGCUAGCUAUAAUUUAAUUUGUAGUAAGCUCUUGUUGAUACUAACCAGAUGGCCAUAACUAGCAUAGCUAGCAACAUUAUAUUUAAAUCACAAUGGAUUCAUUUUUGAAUGAAGUAGCUGCCUGUUAGCUGUUGAGAGUCGGUGGAGUAGCUAGUUAGCUAUGUUGUACUAAACGGCGAUGAUAACAGUUUUUAGCUAACGUUAGCUAACAAGCAAACUGACCCUGGCAACAUAGAAUAAUGGAGAGUGAAUAGAUAUAUUUCUUCAUCUUGCUAGUUUGGGAAAGCAUUUUGUCUGGUGUGCAUUGUGCUGCACUUUACCACUUAAUUUGUUUCAUAUGAAGUGUGUUUGACUGCAUGGCUCAGUUAGCUAGCUAACUAAUGAGCAGGUGCAGAUGAUCAAACUGAACCUGACAAAAAAAUCCUUCAAGCACAAAACUCAUUAGACAUUUACAUUUACAUUUUAGUCAUUUAGCAGACGCUCUUAUCCAGAGCGACUUAGUUAGUGAAUACAUAUUUUUUUAUACUGGCCCUGUAUAUGUAAAAGAUGUAAAGACUUGCUCUAGAAAAAAGAAAAAAAAGUAUUAUGCAGUUUUAUUGUUUUAGUUAUAACAAGUCUGAUGAAAGGGGAGUGGAUUACACCAGGAAAAGUGCCAUCUUUUCAUUGUCACUUCUGUCGGCUCCCCAACGUGGAGGUUCGUGCCCUUUUUAAUUGGCUCGGUCAUGUUCUCAGCCAUUGACAAGUAUUGUGAUUCUACAUGCAGAAAUGUCAGGUUUGUCGGUACACAGCAGGGGCGUCUUUUGUCCUAGCAAGAGAAGGAACGGCCUCGUACUGUGAUAGUACCGAUCAGCAGUCAGAUCUCUGUGUGCGUCUGUAAUAUAAUAGAAGAGAACUUAAAGGGAUACUGCUAAGAAUGCUAGUAGCUAGACUUCCAGUCAUCACGCUAACGCUAGUUAGGCAUUGGCUCAUUAAACUACCUCUAAUUUCCUUCAUACUGGACACAAAGACAUAAAAAUGGUAUCCAAGAGUUCAUCUGACUCUGGGGAAGUAGAUAAAGGGCAUCAUUGCCAAAAUUCCGAAUAUCCUUUUAACCUUUCUAAUGAUACCCUUUUUUAUGUCUCAACUCCUACAAUUUAGAGAAGAGCGGACCCUUCUAAAAUGGGACUAUCAAUGAACACGAUUGUGGAAAAUUAAUGCUCAGUUUCUGUCACACGCAGCAUUGCUGUACCACCUACCGCUAGCAUUUUAGCCACAGACUGCUAGCUGUCUUGGUCUAUGUUUUAUAAAUGUGCAAUGAGCAUAAAAAUACACAUUUUAUAUAGGGAAUUGUGAACUCGUUCUCAUUCUGAGAAAUAAGCAUCUUCUUAUCCAGGUAGGCCACUUGAUUUCAACAUCUAAACAAAGUGACACUGGAUAAUUUUUUUUUUUUUAUCUGAGUUCGGACAUAAACUGCAGGGAUGCUUUUGAUAGCAAAAAUGUCCAGUUGAUCUAGCAGAGUUGGAGUGUAAGUGUGGGUAUGAGGGGUGGGGAGUUCCAUCAUGGUUGUAUGAGACCGUAGAUGAAUCCCAGCUAUAUGACACCUUGGAAGGAAGUCCUAAUACUGAUCCUCUUUUCUCAGGAUUCCUCUGGCCAGCUACAGUUACAUAGAGAGGAAUGGAAUACUCAUCACUUAACAUGAUUCACUUUUUACCUACCCUCAUCCCCGUGACAGGAAUAUUUUAUGUAAUGUGUGUUUGCGUGUGUGUGUGUGUGUGUGUGUGUGUGUGUGUGUGUGUGUGUGUGUGUGUGUGUGUGUGUGUGUGUGUGUGUGUGUGUGUGUGUGUGUGUGUGUGUGUGUGUUUUGUGGGCCUGCCUCCAUAUCCUUUUGGUGUGUCAAUGAAAGCUGUGUUAUCUGGUCUGUAUUAGGUAUUUCCCUGUGUUAUCUGGUCUGUUAGGUAUUUCCCUUGUUAUCUGGUCGUGUAUUAGGUAUUCCCUGUGUUAUCUGGUCUGUAUUAGGUAUUUCCCUGUGUUAUCUGGUCUGUAUUAGGUAUUUCCUGUGUUCUGUGUUAUCUGGUCUGUAUUAGGUAUUUCCCUGUGUUAUCUGGUCUGUAUUAGGUAUUUCCCUGUGUUAUCUGGUCUGUAUUAGGUAUUUCCCUGUGUUAUCUGGUCUGUAUUAGGUAUUUCCCUGUGUUAUCUGGUCUGUAUUAGGUAUUUCCCUGUGUUAUCUGGUCUGUAUUAGGUAUUUCCCUGUGUUAUCUGGUCUGUAUUAGGUAUUUCCCUGUGUUAUCUGGUCUGUAUUAGGUAUUUCCCUGUGUUAUCUGGUCUUGUAUUAGGUAUUUCCCUGUGUUAUCUGGUCUGUAUUAGGUAUUUCCUGUGUUAUCUGGUCUGUAUUAGGUAUUUCCCUGUGUUAUCUGGUCUGUAUUAGGUAUUUCCCUGUGUUAUCUGGUCUGUAUAGGUAUUCCCUGUGUUAUCUGGUCUGUAUUAGGUAUUUCCCUGUGUUAUCUGGUCUGUAUUAGGUAUUUCCCUGUGUUAUCUGGUCUGUAUUAGGUAUUUCCCUGUGUUAUCUGGUCUGUAUUAUGUAUUUCCCUGUGUUAUCUGGUCUGUAUUAGGUAUUUCCCUGUGUUAUCUGGUCUGUAUUAGGUAUUUUCCCUGUGUUAUCUGGUCUGUAUUAGGUAUUUCCCUGUGUUAUCUGGUCUGUAUUAGGUAUUUCCCUGUGUUAUCUGGUCUGUAUUAGGUAUUUCCCUGUGUUAUCUGGUCUGUAUUAGGUAUUUCCCUGUGUUAUCUGGUCUGUAUUAGGUAUUUCCUGUGUUAUCUGGUCUGUAUUAGGUAUUUCCCUGUGUUAUCUGGUCUGUAUUAGGUAUUUCCCUGUGUUAUCUGGUCUGUAUUAGGUAUUUCCCUGUGUUAUCUGGUCUGUAUUAGGUAUUUCCCUGUGUUAUCUGGUCUGUAUUAGGUAUUUCCCUGUGUUAUCUGGUCUGUAUUAGGUAUUUCCCUGUGUUAUCUGGUCUGUAUUAGGUAUUUCCCUGUGUUAUCUGGUCUGUAUUAGGUAUUUCCCUGUGUUAUCUGGUCUGUAUUAGGUAUUUCCUGUGUUAUCUGGUCUGUAUUAGGUAUUUCCCUGUGUUAUCUGGUCUGUAUUAGGUAUUUCCCUGUGUUAUCUGGUCUGUAUUAGGUAUUUCCCUGUGUUAUCUGGUCUGUAUUAGGUAUUUCCCUGUGUUAUCUGGUCUGUAUUAGGUAUUUCCCUGUGUUAUCUGGUCUGUAUUAGGUAUUUCCCUGUGUGUUAGUUCUGGUUCUGGUUUAUUAGGUAUUUCCCUGUGUUAUCUGGUCUGUAUUAGGUAUUUCCCUUUGUUAUCUGGUCUGUAUGUAGGUAUUUCCCUGUGUUAUCUGGUCUGUAUAGGUAUUUCCCUGUGUUAUCUGGUUGGUAUUAGGUAUUCCCUGUGUUAUCUGGUCUGUAUUUAGGUAUUUCCCCUGUGUUAUCUGGUCUGUAUUAGGUAUUUCCCUGUGUUAUUGGCUGAGUAGGUAUUUUCCCUGUGUUAUCUGGUCUGUAUUAGGUAUGUCCCUGUGUUAUCUGGUCUGUAUUAGGUAUUUCCCUGUGUUAUCUGGUCUGUAUUAGGGUAUUUCCCUGUGUUAUCUGGUCUGUAUUAGGUAUGUUCCCUGUGUUAUCUGGUCUGUAUUAGGUAUUUCCCUUGUUAUCUGGUACUGUAUUAGGUAUUCCCUGUGUUAUAUGGUCUGUAUUAGGUAUUUCCCUGUGUUAUCUGGUCUGUAUUAGGUAUUUCCCUGUGUUAUCUGGUCUGUAUUAGGUAUUUCCCCUGUGUUAUCUGGUCUGUAUAGUAUUUCCCUGUGUUUAUCUGGUCUGUAUUAGGUAUUUCCCUGUGUAUAUGGUCUGUAUUAGGUAUUUCCCUGUGUUAUCUGGUCUGUAUUAGGUAUUUCCCUGUGUUAUCUGGUCUGUAUUAGGUAUUUCCCUGUGUUAUCUGGUCUGUAUUAGGUAUUUCCCUGUGUUAUCUGGUCUGUAUUAGGUAUUUCCCUGUGAUACUCUGCCCUGUGGGGUGUAAACGGUGAUGCUCUGCCCUGUGGGGUGUAAACGGUGUGUGUGUGUGUGUGUGUUGGUGGUAAAUGGUUCACAUGUCAUUAACUGACAGAGUCACUGAGACCAAGGACAGAGGGACCAGACACCAAGGUGUGUGUGAUUGCUUCUGUCCAUGUGCACAACUGCCAGUGUGUGUGUGUGUGCUGUGUUUGUGUCUUUGUGCCACUGUUUGUCAGAAAAUAUAAUUUCUCAGACAAUGUGUAGCCUACCAUGGGUGUGAUACUUGUGUGUGUGUGUGAAUGUUUCUUUGUGUGUGUGAAUGUUUCCUUGUGUGUGUGUGUGUGUGUGAAUGUUUCCUUGUGUGUUUGUGUGUGCGUGCGUGCAUGUGUGUGUGUGCUACUUGCAUAUGUGUGUGUGUGAGGAGAUAACAUGUCAGACUGCCAAUGAAAUGAUUCACUGGGGCGAGAUCUGGGUCGCCCUGCCUUUAAUUACUCAGCCUCUACCUUUAACCCUAUUCUCGCUCUCUCGCUCUCUCGCUCUCGCUCUCUCCAUUUCUCUCUCUAUCUCUCCAUUUUCCCCUCUCUCUCUCUCUCUAUCUCUCCAUCUCUCUCUCUCUCUCUCUCUCUCUCUCUGUGGCCUGUGAGUGUUCGUGCCUGCAGGCUUCCGUACGUCUAUUCUGAAGCAAUUUCUUCUCCUUCUCCUCCCUAUCCUCAACCUGCCCCUCCUCUCAAAUUCUACCUCUCAUCAACCUCUCCCCACUGGCUCCCUGUGUGUGUUGACUGAAUAACCUGUCCCCAUGCAGAACAUUCUAGAAGAACGCUACGUUUAUAGGAAGAUUAUAUUAAAACUGGAUGAUGGAGGGAAGGGAACUAAAGUGUGUGAUGAUGUGAGUGUGUUGUGUUUUCUUGCCAGUUUCUAAAGCUGGGAAACAGAACCAAAACACGACAACGAACUACAUUUACUCUUUCAUCUCUAUAUGAGAAAGUGAGGAAUACCCAGUGUGUACACAUUGUCCUCCUCACCAAAGUGACUUCUUGUAUGUGUGUCGUGGAAUAACCUUUGGAACCUGCAUCAACCUCCGUAGGGUCGGUUCACUGGCUUAUGUGUGUGACUGCAUGUGAAUUUAUCUGGUUCCAGUCAGUGACGCUCUCAGGAGCGUGACUGAUGCGGGCGUGCGGGUGUGUGCUGCCCUAAGUUCUGCUGAUGUCUGUGAGUGAGAGAGAGAUUGGUGUAGGGCUGGAUUUAGAGCCCACCCUCUGUCUCUUUCUCUCCUCCCACUCCCAUGUCAGCACUUUUCUCACCCCUCCUCUUUAUUUGAAAACACACUCAUUACAGCCGUUAUUUCAACUGCAGUGUCUGUCUGUGUGUGUGUGUGUGUGUGUGUGUGUGUGUGUGUAUAUCCAAACUUCAGUUGACUGUGCACUCAAGGAGGUCUGUGUAUCAUGUGUAUGGACAUGUGUGUGUGUGUGUGUGACCUAAUCGUUUCACAUGACAAUAAUGCAUCACCAUCGUUGGCCAGGCGUUGCCCCUGUUGCCAUGGUGAUCCCAGUACUGCUCUGUGAUUGGUUCGUUGGGACAUCAAAGGGUGUUGUAACCAUCACCUUCCUCCAAGAUGACUCCAAACUCCUCCCUUACUCACUCUGUACCUACCUACCUCUAUCUCUUUUUCUCACACUCCUCCUUUCCCCUGUUUAUGCUGUCCCUUUCUCUCUUACCCUCUCUCUGCACUCCUCUUUUGAACCCCAUCUCUCUCACGCUUUCUGUUAUUUUCUCACCCCAGGGCUAAAUUACUUUUUGGUCUUCUGAAAUGAACAAACCGUUCUCAGCCACUCGCACACUGUUCUCAGGGUAUGACCUGAAAUUAAUUUGAGGUGAACUGUGUGUGUGUGUGUGUGUGCGCGCGUGUGUGUGUGUGUGUGUGUGUGUGUGCGUGCGUGACUGUGCAGUAAGGGUGUGUCUUUGCACCCCUGGAAAGCCCAAAUUUUAAGCCAGGCUUUGAGUGCUGUCUCUUCCAAAAAGGGGUGUGUCUUUGGACUGUGUCUGGCAUUUGAUUGGCUCUCUUAAUUUACUCCCAGACUCACUCUGUGCACUUAAUUUAACCAGUGGAAUUUUAUUUUUUGAAUGAAGCUACAUAUCUGGCCCGGAGAGAAAGAGAGAGGGGAAGGACUGGAGGGAGACAGAGGAGGCGAGGGAAAGGAGGGGAGACGAUUGUCUGGCGUCACUGAAGACCUCAUACGAGAAAGGGGAGGAAGUAGAUUCUUAAGGACAGUUGAACUAUCUUUAACUUGGUUUAAUAGCUUAUUGUGUGUGUGUGUGUGUGUGUAUAUAUAUAUAUAUAUAUAUAUAUAGUAUAUUGUAAUUAACUAGUUAUAACCCGUAGUUUUCAGCUUGGUUGCUUGUAGCUACUCUAGGUGUGUUUUAUAUGAUCAGAAGGAGGAGGCAAUGUAGUGAAGGGUAGUGUGAUGUCUGGAAUGAGAUGAGUGUUCUAAUUGGAGGCCGUGUGUGUUUGUGGUGAGAUGGAGUGUAGCGUAAUUGGGGAAAAGACAGUUUUGUGAUCUCUGGCUGGCCGUAGUUCCAUUUACACAUUCCUCAUGACCAUGGCACUGUGUCUGUUUGUUUUGGCACACACAGUCUUGUUUUACUAACCUUGUGAGGACACACAAUUGAUUCCCAUAAAAAAAAAUAUUUGACCUAACUUUAACCCCAAAACCUAACCCUAAUUCUAACCCUAACACUAACCCAAAACCCCCUAGAAAUAGCUUUUUUUUCCUUGUGGGGACCAUCAAAUUGACUUCUAGUCCCCGUGGUUCAAUCAAAUCAAAUGUUAUUUGUCACACAAGCAACAGGUGUAGACUAACAUGAAACUUCCCAUCAAUGCAGGGAGAGAAAAUCUAAACACUAGCCUUGGGCGGUAUACCGUAUAUACCGUAUACCGGAGUAUUUAAAGAUUUUUCAAAUCUGUCAAAACUAUUUAUUUUUUCAAUAACUGAAUAUUUGUAGCAACUUUUUAAGUUAAUACUUGUAAAAUAUGUUAGGAGAUGAGGCAGAUUGCGUUCUUCAUUUCACCUGUCACAUUAUUUUACAUUAUGAAGCUUACCGUAGUUCCCGAGAACGUUGAGCCAGUCUGUUUGUUUGUAAAUAGCACAACGGGAGAAAGCAAGAUGGUGAGUCCAUAGCGUUCUAUAUGUGGCUCACGAGGUCAUGAACUUACACUUGUAUGCAAUUCACUACUACCGUAUUGGUCCGAAUAUAAGACGACCCUGAUUAUAAGACGACCCCCCGUUUUUCAACACAAACAUUUAGAAAAACAGAUUUGCAGACUAGAUUUGCCGAACAAAGAACUUCAUUUUAUUUUAAAAUAACAAUAUUAAAAACACAGUGAAUUAAACACAAAGGCAAACUAUGUACAGUAUGAUUCAAAAUUAAUAUCAAGCAAUAAUAAAGCAACAUUUUUAAAUAACAGAGAAAAUACAGGCCACACAUUUAACUAAACUUAACAAAAAUUCGCCAAACUUCUCCUCCGAUGUCUCUCUAUCCCUCACACACGUCCUCUGCCCCGCUGUGUUCGCUCUCGCUGUCAUCGCUCCCCAGCUGCUCCGCUUCCACCGGCUCCUCCCAAAGCACGUCGUCCUCGCUGCCGUCCAAUGCAUUUGAGAUGCAACAUUUUUUAAAGCCAUCGAUGAUGCUCUGUGAGGGAAUAGCAUCCCAUGCAUGCAGGAUCCAUUCACACAGUAGACGGACUGACGGCUUCUGUAUUUUCCCGGUCGGUGUGAGUGCGUGGUUGCCAGACAGGAGCCACUCUGUGUAUUUUUUUUCGCAGGUUAUCCUUGAAAGGCUUGUUCACAACUACGUCCAACACCUGUAGCUGGCUUGUCAUUCCCCCUGGUAUGAUCACAAGAUCCCCGUUCAUUGCUCGCACCUGACUUUUCACGGGCUCAGUCAGAUGUCCGCGGAACGCAUCCAGAACGAGCAUGUUCCUCCUCUUCCUCAGUCCCCCGUAGCGUGCGCCCCACACAACCUUUAGCCAGUCCACUACAAGCCCCGACUCCAUCCAGCCCUUCUCCUGGGCGCGCACAAUAAUGCCAGCUGGCAUUGGGUCCUUUGGCACAGUCUUACGCUUAAGAAUGACAUACGGGGGGAGUUUGCUGCCACCAGCGAGACAUGUCAACAUGACAGUGACGCGGCUCUUCUCGUUGCCCGUUGAUUUCACCAACACAGACUUUUCUCCCUUUCUAUUGACAGUCACCGAUGUUGGCAUGUCGAAAUAAACGGGUGUCUGAUCAGCAUUGCCGAUCUGAUCCAGCGGGUAGGAGUGCUUCUUCCUCAGGUUGAUAACAAAGCGCUGAAACGAAAGCAGCUUCUCUCCGAAGUCUGACGGCAGGCGUUGGGCCAAACUCGUUCUCCGUCUAAGUGACAGUCCAUUACGCCGCAUCAUCCUACGACACCAGCCGAGGCUGGCUUUAAAUCCAGUGAUGUUGAGCUCUCUGGCGAUUUCCAGGGCCUUAACCUGGAUGACAGCUCUGGUAAUGGGCAUUCCCUCACUUCUUUUUUCCCUGACAUAUUCAAAAACCCUCCGGUCAACCUCAAUGAAACGACCACUUUGAGGACCACGGAAGGAUUUUCGCUGACUGUUAGCAUCUUUUAGACGUUGUUUUUCUGCUCGCCAUCUUCUUACAUUACACUCAGUGACCCCGAAUGUCUUGGCAGCUUGGCAGUUGUUAGAUGACUCUGCCUUAUUGACAACCAUUAUUUUGAAAUUGGCAUCAUAGCUCCUCCGCUGUUGUUUAUUGACCUGGCCCACUUUUGAGCCACUUGUCUCUAAAUGGUCAGCCUGUCUUUCCAUCUUUAAACACCGGUAACGGGCUGGUUGUUAAGGACGCCUCUUCCCUCCGUCCGGAACGAAUUUUUGGCGCCAUCUGUGCCCGCGAAUGUGUAUUGACAUUUAAAGGGAGCGCCGAAGAAGAGAAACUGCGCUCUGAAUACUAGACCCCGAAUAUAAGACGACCCGACUUUUUUGGACCUAUUUCGAGGGGAAAAAAGGCCGUCUUAUAUUCGGACCAAUACGGUAAAUGUUUUGCCAUCAGAUAUCUUAUAAUGGCUUUCUGCCUGAAGUCAAAGAGCUCUGGAGGAGUUGUCUGUACAGCUGCCAUUUCUUCUCUGUGCUUCCUACUAGCAUGUUCUUCUCUCAUCCGUUCUUCUCCUCCUCUGCUCCCGGUACACUUGCUGCUCUUCCUUCAGAAAAGCAUGCAUCACAACUUUGUUUUUUUUUUGCACAAUUUCUCUCGUUCACUUUCGCUUGUAAAAUGUCCACACUCACCGAAAAUGACAUUCGGUAGCUAAUAGCUAUGCUUGUAUAACUUUAUGAGCUGGAUUUGCCUGUCUUUGCAAUUCGUUUAUGUUGGUUUUCGCUCGUUAGCAUUUAGCGUACAGCGUCUAUGUGAUUUUGCUAUUAGUUUGUGCAAAGUUUGUUAGCAUUUCUGAUAAUAGAGGCCCAAUGGGCUUUUCUUGUGUUUUAACGCCCCCUUCUGUGCUAUGCCGGUAAUACCGUAAAUCCCAGGAUGAGUGAAGGACGGUAUGACGAUAUGAAAAUCUGGAUACCGCCACAGAGAGAAGAGAGGAGUGGAAUGCACAUAGGGAAGACAGAGAGAGAGAACAGAGAAGAGGAGAGAACAGAGAGAAUGAAGCCUGUUCCUGUUCUCUCUGUAUUUUUAUUUUCUUCUCUCUACUCUCAUCCUUUUUCUGUUCCUUUUCCUCCUGUCUUGAUGCCUUCUCUCUCAUGAGUCCUGUAUCAUCAGGUAUGUCGCUAGCCCAAUCAGUUUUUCCCAAAAGACCUGUGACCAAAAUUGUUUGUUAACAAAAUUGUUUUCUUUGCGAAGUGAACAAAACAAUUUAUUCUUUACCAGAACCUAAAAUGACUUUAGCGUGACCGAUAUGGUAUGAAUAGAUAUAUAGCAGGACGUUGGACUCAGGCCGGUGGUUGUGGUUGUUUGUUGUGUUUUCCACAUGAAGCACGAGAGAGCAGUAGCAGAUCCCUAUUUCAGUUCCUCACACGGACCGGUGGAAUCGUAGUUUUUUUUUUUUUUUUUUUUUUUUAGUCAUUUAGCAUACGCUCUUAUCCAGAACGACUUACAGUUAGUGAGUGCAUACAUUUUAAUACUGGUCCCCCGUGGGUGUCGAACCCACAACCCUGGCGUUGCAAACGCCAUGCUCUACCAACUGAGCUACACGGUUAGUUAGCGUAAAUGGUAAUCAAUCUGUGUGUGUAAGAAAUGUAUUCAAGUCUUUGUAAAACCAAUGACUAUGUGUUUUCAAGAGCUGUGUCUCUGUGUGUGUGUGUGUGUGUGUGUGUGUGUGUGUGUGUGUGUGUGUGUGUGUGUGUGUGUGUGUGUGUGUGUGUGUGUGUGUGUGUGUGUGUGUGUGUGUGUGUGACCGAAACCUCUUGACGGAUUAUUUUAUUGGGUGGAACUAUGACUUGACAAUUUUUGGUGUGUGUGUGACAGAAACCUCUGACUGAAUAUUUUAUUGGAUGAAACUAUGACUUGACAUUUUUUGGUGAAGGAAGUUCUAUGAGUUUCACUUCUCUCAGCUGUCGUCAGUCAAUGAAUGCAUAGAUGUAGUGUGUAGUUGGGCUGGAGCUGGCCAUAGGAUGGGGUGUUUGCACUCAUUUUGACAGAUGAUUCCUCAGCCUCUAUUUGUUUAUGAUUUAAAACAUGAGAUUUUGGCUAACGUAGUUAGCUGAGCUGUGAAAGGAAAAUGUCUCUUGUAAACUAUAUCCUAGAGUCUAGUGGGUAGCUGAGCUGUGAAAAGAAAAUGUCUCUUGUAAACGACACAUGCCACACAGGUCACCAAAACACACACCAGAGGCGGCAGCAUGCUUCAGGUCGGCUGGCCCCUAGCAGAACUCGGCUAGACGAACCCAACGAGUGUGCUCGCAUAAUCCCUUAAAAGACCUUCACUUGAAAAACGAGACAAAGUGGCAAUAGUACCGUUUGUCCAUUUUGAGACACCAUAGCCAGUAUACACUUCGUCAAAAUAGGCCGAAUUAAUCUAAGUUUUAACUCAAGAAAUCUGUAAUACAUUUUGACGUUUUUGCCGAGGAGGUCUUAGUCACGCAAUUUUACAUCUAACUAAGAUGUUUGGUGCAGUAUUUCUCAAUGGAAAAAUGUGCAUGAAAACAAAGACUAUUGAAGAAUCCUUACUGUUGACCAAUCACCGACGAAGGGGCUUAGACUUCGGCUUGCCUCCAGAAUAAAUGUUGUGUGCCCGAACAGCCGAGAAAAACCCUCACCGAAGUCCCAAAACGAACAAAAACGUCACAAAAUGUUGUCAUAAUAAAUGCACCAACUCUUCCGAACUGUUUCGGCUGGCAAGGUUGCGGGCGCCUUAACUGUCACACCUCUCUCCCACACAGUUUGUCACACCUUUCUCACACACUAACCUCUGCCCCUGCGUGUCUCUGCCUGUCCAGACUCCUGCCUUUUAACCUCAAAUUCCAUUAGACUCCCAGCCACGAUCAAUCAGCCCAUUAACGCAGCCACAGCACAGCUAGCCUGGUGUGUGUGUGUGUGUGUGUAUGCAUGACAUAUUUAUGUGUAUGCCUGCAUGCGUUGCUCAUGCAUGUGUAAGGGGCAUGUCUGACCCAGAAAAGGCCUUGCCAGGGGCCCGAGGGGUGCUAGUGGGUCGGUGGUAGGGGGCGGGGUGGUAGGAGUUGACCCAGACUAGCACAAACAAAGACAGAGGUCUCUCUCUCUCUCUCUCUCUCUCUCUCUCUCUCUCUCUCUCUCUCGACUUUGUCUUCUGUCGCUUUCUCUCUCUCUCUCUCUACUCUCUCUCUCUCUCUCUCUCUCUUCUCUGCCUCUCUUCUCAUCUCUUCUCUCUCUCUCGCUUUGUCUCUCUGUUCGGCUUUCUUCUAUCUCUCUCUCUCUCUCGCUUUGUCUCUCUGUCGCUCGUCGUCUCUCUCUCGCUCUCUCGUCUCUCUCUUCUCUCUCUCUUUCUCCUUCUCUCUGCUCUCACUUCUCUCAAUUCUCUCUCUCUCUCUUCCGCUUUGUCUACUGGGGCGUCGUAUCAUCUCUCUCUCUCUCUCAUCCGCUGUUGCUUCUCUCUCUCUCUUCUUCUCUCUCGCCCCUUUCGCUCUCCUCUCUCUUCUCUCUUUUCUCUCUCUCUCUUCUCUCUCUCUCACUCUCACUCUCACUCUCUCUGGUGAUCUAUCAUUAUUAUUAGCAUUACAUGAGGCUUAUCUUGACCGAGAUAGCACAUUUGCAGAACUCCAAUGACAGUUGACCACAGUGUGUGAUAUCUGGCGGUUUUGUGUGAUGUUGCAAGAUUAAUGUGUCUGUCAAGUGAUAUUGACCGUGUGUGUGUCUAUGUGUGUAUUGUACUAUCCGUGUGUGGUACUGUGUGUGUGUGUGUGUGUGUGUGUGUGGUACUGACCAUGUGUUCUCUUCUCUCCAGGGGUCGUGUGUUUUCGUUAGACUUCACUGCCAUGCGUGUAUGUGACCUGGAGUUCGACCGUGUCAGACGGUUGACCACACCCUCCAGCCCUGCCGCCCCGCCCCCAAACACAAUCCCCACCCCUAACUGCCACACAGUGUGGAAAUACUACUGCAGAGACAAUUUCGGCUGGAGAGAAUACUCUGAGGUGAGUGUGAGUGUGUGUGCAUGCAUGUGGAUGAAGGGCGAGUUAGAGGCUAUUAAAUAACACACACAAACUGACAAAGGAGACACGUUAACCCUGGAGUCACACCGAUCACGUUAACCCUGGAGUCACACCGAUCACAUUAUCACAUUAACCCUCGAGUCACCAAUCACAUUAUCACAUUUCAAGUCACACCAAUCAGUUGUCUUCCCACCUUAAGAAGAUCAAUACAUCAAUGAUACGGUAUGCCAUGUGGAAUGGGUCUCUGUUGCGCGUAUGCAUGUGUGUUCAGAGUUCUCUCUCUCUGUGUGUGUGUGUGUGUGUUCAGAGCAGGGGUUGGAACCAAAAUGAUUUUCCAAUAGUUUCACUCUGAACAGAACAACUAUUUUUUUCCGUUCCGUUCCACUGUUCCAACCAGCAAAAUAAAGUUCUGAACCGGUCGAUCCCAAAACAAUGUACCGGUCUUUAUCAUUCCUUUCUGUUCCCUCUUUUAACCUGUGAAAUCAACCGUUUUUUACAUUUAUCUCAUUCAAUUACUUCACCAAUCAGUGCGGAUAGAGCAACUUGCUAUGGAGCGGGCACGCUAGUUGUUUACAUGCGUAAUGGACAAACAAGUGUAUAGGGCGCGAGAUGCAACUUACAUUUUGCGUGGUGUUGAGAGAGGAUUAAGGAGGAGGCUUGGCUUGAAGCGCUGGGCAUCUUGUUAUGACAUGCAUUAUCUGAAUUAGGCCCACAGAAUUAUGCCUAGGAGCGGUUUCUAUGGAAGAACUUUGAAUGUCCUUUGAACUUCUGAGAGUUGGACGGACCAGAGCUAGCGAGCUAACAAGCUUAUGUGUGCAGAGCGGCAGCAGAAGAAAAAAAAAACACGUCUUACCUUUUUGUAGUUAAUCAAAUCCAAUGCGAAACGUGAUAACUAUAGAAUUCUUAAAUCCGUUUUUUCUGUAAUAAAAAAUCUCUUCCUAAUUUCUGAAUCACGCUUGUGUCGUCAGUACAGUAGUCUUUGCUUCAGGGUAGCCUGCACACACACUGGCAAAUAUGUUCAGCUGGCAGGCUGACUCUGGAAGACGUUUCUGAGUGACUGAGUGAGGGCUUUGCAUAGGCGGUUUGUGUGUGUGUUUAUGUGUAUAUUCCCAGUGCUACAAUUCAGUUUAAGAUUGUUUAUUAGCAUGAAAUGUGUAAAUAUUUCUAAAGAAGAUUCAUUCCAAAAGUGUUAGUUACACAAUAUUAGGUGGAACAACUUUGAAUCAGAUUAUUCCUGAUGAAUAAAUCACCACAAUAAAUAAGACUCCAAGUGAAACUGGAACCCUCGCAAGAGAGACGCCUCGCGCUCUGAGAGAGGCAUAUAGCGCAGAGAUUAUAUAAUCUCGCGAUCUCGCUCUCUAUCUCGCUCUCUCGCUCUUCUCUCUCUUAUCUCUCAUCUCUCUCUCUAUCUCUUCUCUCUCUCUCUCUCCUCUCUCCUCUCACCUUCCCCCCCCCCCCCCUCCAGCCGGUGGUUCGUGCUGAUAAGAUGAAGGCUAGUGGUCAGUGGGUCCUGAAGGAGGUCCGUUUCAUCACCCUCCAGAAACCAGUACAUCCUCAACAUCAGAGAUGGCUUCCAGCAGAACGCCGUGUUCGGCUUCAGACGCCAGAUCAAGAAACGACCCCUCUUCCUCUCCUCCAUGGUCCUCACUCCACAUCUACAGUGA